CAGAUCGAACUACGGAAAUACUUGGCCAACAGUCAUUUUCGGAAACAACACAUAAGGUAUAUGUACCAUACCAUACGUUAACCAAGGAUUAUUAUUACCCAAGGAUUAUCAUAAAUCAAGGACUAUCAUCAUGUGCAACGCCAUUUGUGAAUGCCUUAAAUGUCCUGGCAAAGUUAUUUGCUGUUGCUGCUCCUGCGCCUGCAAGAUGCUGCUGAGCAUCGUGUUCUCUGCGCUUCUGAUGGUCGUGGUCAUCGGCCUGAUUGUCUACUUCACGGUCUUCUAUCACAAGGAUAAGGACACGGACGAAGUGCAGAAGCAGGUCGCCCAACUGGCGCCCAUUGUGAAGCGCAGCAUUCGCGACUACUUCAGCAAGGAGUACUGAUCUGAGGACAUGAAUUUAUACUAUAGGCCAUACUAAUAAUAACCCCGUCGAAAUCGAAAUCGAAACGAACCAACAACCAGAGCCGUUCAGUGCAUGACUUAAUCUAAUCGCGUCGGAUGCUCGUUAUGGGAUUUUUUCUUAUCUAUAGAUAGUUUGCGACUCAAUUGAAUGGGCAAUUUGUGAGUUCUUUAAAAAGGUAGAUACUGUUGUGCGCGGAAAAUGUGACUCACUGAAUGCUUGACAAUACACUUUAAGCUCGAAACCCAAUAAAGCAAUCACAAUAUGUGUAUGCAAGGCAGAAAUAAAUCAGAAAUAAACGUUUAUUGUAAGA
This is a messenger RNA of Drosophila teissieri, 713 nucleotides long. It is a transcript of the gene mex1, whose product is annotated as protein midgut expression 1. The record is from RefSeq and is a predicted model, not a curated record. The coding region runs from base 131 to 382 and encodes 83 amino acids. The transcript has 2 exons. NCBI's taxonomy places the organism in Eukaryota, Metazoa, Arthropoda, Insecta, Diptera, Drosophilidae.